CUUACUUCCUUACUGAGACGUUGGUGUUGGGAUAUAAAUCAGUGCCAAACAUUUUGUGCUCCCUCUUUCCAACUGACUGCACAAAGCCAUGGCUACUGUAGGAAAGGUAAUUAAAUGUCAGGCUGCUGUUGCCUGGGAGCCCAAUGUUCCAAUGGUGAUAGAAGAGAUCGAAGUGGCUCCACCCCAAGCAAAUGAAAUACGAAUCAAGGUGAUAGCUACAGGUGUGUGUCACACCGACCUCUACCACCUGUUUGAGGGGAAGAACAAGGAGGGUUUCCCUGCUGUCCUGGGCCAUGAGGGUGCAGGUGUGGUGGAGAGUGUUGGGCCUGGGGUAACCGAGUUCAAACCAGGUGAUAAAGUCAUUCCCCUUUUCCUCUCUCAGUGUAGAGAGUGCAGGUUUUGCAAGUGCCCAAAGACUAACUUGUGUGAUCAGAGUUGGUCUAGCGAUCGGUAUGCUCAGAUGUCAGACACCACCACACGCUUCUCGUGUCGUGGUCAGCCCAUCCUGCAGUUCAUGGGCACCAGCACCUUUUCGGAGUAUACCGUCCUGAACCAGGUUGCCGUGGCGAAGAUCCACGAUGAUGCCCCACUUGAACGCGUAUGCCUGCUUGGUUGUGGCAUCUCAACCGGCUACGGAGCCGCUAUCAACACUGCCAAGGUGGAGCCAGGGUCUGUGUGUGCAGUGUUCGGGCUGGGUGCAGUGGGCCUUGCCGCUGUCAUGGGCUGCAAAAAUGCUGGCGCUUCCAGGAUCAUUGCUGUGGACAUAAAUGAACAGAAGUUUGAAAAGGCCAAGAUCUUUGGAGCCACGGACUUUGUAAACCCGAAAUCGCACAAAAAGCCCAUCAGUGAGGUUCUGGCAGAAAUGACCAAUGGGGGGGUAGACUUCUCAAUGGAGUGCGUGGGCAAUGGGGCUGUUAUGAGGAGUGCGCUGGAGUCCUGUGUUAAAGGCUGGGGAGUGAGUGUGCUGGUUGGUUGGACUGAUGUUCAGGACUUCUCUGCUCGGCCAAUUCAACUAAUUUCUGGAAAGACCUGGAAGGGAUCCCUUUUUGGGGGCUUUAAGAGUAAGGAUUCUGUCCCAAAGCUAGUGCUGGACUACAUGGCUGGACGUAUAAUGCUGGACGAGUUUGUGACACACACUAUGAGUCUGGAUCAGGUCAACGACGCUGUUCAGCUCAUGAAAACUGGCGGCUGCAUUCGAACCAUCAUAAAUCUAUCCAAAUGAGAAGUCGAUGGCCGGUCAAAUACCAUAGCUGUCUUCCCAUUCUGCUACAUUUUUUUAUGUAAUUGGGGCUCUGAAAUCCUAUAGUACUCAUAAAAACAUAAAAUCAUACACAUGCAAGAAUUCAUGAAUUUGCCUGAAUUUAUGCUAGCUCUGAGAAAUGUCAUCUGCAUAGAAUUUUAAGUUUAUAACCGACAAUUUGUGAACUGUAUUGUAUUUGUGAAUUGUAUAACUAAUGUUCUAGUUAAACUAUUACGCAAAUAUUAGAAGAAGCUUCCCUAAUACUAAAAGACACAUUUAUGCUCCUAUGUAAACUUAGCAUGUGAGAGAAUAAAAUGCAAAUGCAAAGAUA
This is a messenger RNA of Electrophorus electricus (electric eel), 1571 nucleotides long. RefSeq names its product alcohol dehydrogenase 1-like. The record is from RefSeq and is a predicted model, not a curated record. Gene Ontology annotation, biological process: formaldehyde catabolic process. Gene Ontology annotation, cellular component: cytosol. NCBI's taxonomy places the organism in Eukaryota, Metazoa, Chordata, Actinopteri, Gymnotiformes, Gymnotidae. Gene Ontology annotation, molecular function: S-(hydroxymethyl)glutathione dehydrogenase [NAD(P)+] activity; zinc ion binding; alcohol dehydrogenase (NAD+) activity.